GGGUGUGGGAGGGGCCCACAGCACAGCACCCCGCCCGUCUCGCCUCCUUUGGACUGCGGGGAUAACGAGCUGCAAGGAGGGAAGAAGAAGAAGAGCAAGCAUGAUUUGUGCUCAUCCUCUUCCGAUGUGUUUUUUUUUUUCUUCCCCUCGCCUCUGCGUCAAAGGGUACUGACUAAGAUUUCAGGACACAGAACUCCUUAUGUCAAACUGGGACUCAAAGAAACAAGAAUCCACAAUCUGACACAACCCGCACAAAACCUGCUGAAUUCUAUUGAAAAACGUAGCAAUUAGUCGUGAGUCAACGAUAUGCGUCCUCACUUCAGAGACAAGCACCUUCCUCUCUAGACGGGAUUAUCGAUCAAAAUCAAGACAUAACAUGCGCCCAUCCCUUGCCACCGCUGUCCUCCCAGCCAGGACCCGCGCCCAAAAUGCGCCCAAUUUGGCCGUGGGGAGCCGGGAGCACCUCUCGGCCCCCCGCAGGCGUAGCCCCAAUCUGCGGCACACCCUCAGCCCGGAAAACCUCCGAAGCCUGGCUGAGAGAGGGGGGGUAUCGGUGGAUGCCGUGUCCAUGGUGGGCGGUCCUGUUGGGCUGCUCCGUGCCAACAGCGACACAGACCUGGUGAGCUCACAGACCAGGUCUUCGCUGACCGCGUCCACCCUGGACUUCACGCUGAACAGGGGCCAGACCCUCGUCAUAUCCUGGGACAUCAAGGAGGAAGUGGACGCCACUGACUGGAUCGGACUGUACCAUAUCGAUGAGAUCAGCCCGUCAAACGUUUGGGACUGCAAGAACCGAGGCGUGAAUGGCACCCAGAAAGGUCAAAUUGUUUGGAGGCUGGAGGCUGGGCCUUACUUCAUGGAACCGGAGACCAAGAUUUGUUUCAAGUACUACCAUGGAGUGAGUGGAGCCCUAAGAGCAACGACACCCUGCAUCACUGUGAAGAAUACAGCUGUACUGGUUGAAGGCCUUGCGGAACAGGUGGGCAUUGAACAUCCUCGGAAACUGAUAAGCUUCACUUUGACUGAUCUCCGUGCUACUGGCCUAAAGAAAGGUAUGUUCUUCCAUCCGGAUCCGUACCUCAAGAUGUCCAUCCACCCUGGGAAGAGAAGUGUCUUCCCUGUCUUCAGCCACCAUGGACAAGAACGUCGCUCGGCCAUCAUUGCCAAUACCGUCAAUCCGGUUUGGCAUGGAGAGAAAUACACAUUUGUAGCACUGAUGACGGACAUCCUGUACAUCGAGGUGAAGGACAAGUUUGCCAAAAGUAGACCCAUCAUCAAGCGCUUUCUUGGGCAGUUGACCAUCCCCGUGCAGCGGCUUAUUGAGAAAAUACCUGGGUAAAUAACCACCCUAUAUGUGAUUUUGAUUGAAAACUAAGUAUUAGUAACAUAAAUAUAAAGAUAAAUCAUGUGUGUUUUGGUGUCACAGAGUCCAGCCCAUAACUUUUCCCCUGUGCCGACGCCUACCCACAGAGCACGUCAGCGGACAGUUACAGUUCAAAGUGGAACUCACCUUAAC
Messenger RNA from Syngnathoides biaculeatus (alligator pipefish), 1516 nucleotides. RefSeq names its product E3 ubiquitin-protein ligase HECW2-like. Bases 377 to 1339 code for a protein of 320 amino acids. The record is from RefSeq and is a predicted model, not a curated record. The transcript is spliced from 7 exons. NCBI's taxonomy places the organism in Eukaryota, Metazoa, Chordata, Actinopteri, Syngnathiformes, Syngnathidae.